AUGCUGAUUCUCUUCACUGACGCCUGGCGCAACUACACGCGGAUAGUCCUGGAUGCUGUCGGGGUUCCACUGCACCACUUUCCGAGUACGACAGUCUUCGUCGAGGCAAUCCGUGACACUGUCCAAGGUCAUCACCUUGUGAUUCUAGCGGGGGUGCUGCACCGAGACAUCAGCAAGGGCAAUGCCAUCAUCUUACUGGGAAAUGCACUGUUCAGAGGAUUUAUCUGUGAUUUCGACUUCAGCAACUUUGUCGACAGCACGAAAACCGGCGGCUCGCGCCCAGAUGCCGAAGAUGUUCUAGAUGAACACAGGGAGCGAAUGGGUAUGUUCUGUUACCUCGCCUGCGAAUUACUCGCCAGGACAGGGCCAGUUAUCCACCGCGCGCACCACGAUCUCGAAUCGUUCUACUGGGUCAUCCUUUGGAUUGUCCUUCGCCAUACGGACCACGACCACCCAGAGGGCGCCGCCGCGUGCGAGAAGAUCUUCGAUGCUGAGACCGAGCACAACGCCUGCUGUUCCAAGACCUUCUGGCUCACGGACGAGGAGGUCGCGAUCCGCAACAACGCACCCCUCACCGCGCUCCUCAACGACCUCACGGACCUGGUUCACGCGACACGCAAGCGCAGGGGACACCCGACGUGCACUCUCACCCAAGAAGCGUUCAUCCGGGUCCUCGAUGACGCUUUAACACUGAAGGCUGGCCGUCGGGUGAUGAAGCGCGCCCUUUGGUGCACCCGCACGUCGACGCGGAUGGUAGCGAUGUCCAGGUGGGGACCAAACGCAAUCGGGAGGCCAGUGAUCAUGACGAGGGGAGACGCUCGAGCAAGAAGCAGAAGACGUCAACGGAAAAUGCGAACUUGGUACGACCGAACUCCUUGCAAUCAAGUGGGUGAACUUGGAUACAGAGCGAGACUCAAACGAGGAUGCUUGUGA
Molecule: messenger RNA, 933 nt
Organism: Rhodofomes roseus
Lineage: Eukaryota; Fungi; Basidiomycota; Agaricomycetes; Polyporales; Fomitopsidaceae
Exons: 3
Coding region: 1-933 (310 amino acids)
Source: RefSeq, a predicted model, not a curated record